GCCGGGAAGGGGAUACGUGCCUUAAGCAAAGUCCAGGGCGUUGAGGAUGGCUUCUCCGAGAGUGUUCCCACUUUCCUGUGCCGUUCAGCAGUAUGCCUGGGGGAAGAUGGGGUCCAGCAGUGAAGUAGCACAGCUGCUGGCCAGCAGUGACCCACUGGCCCGGAUUUCAGAGGACAAGCCCUAUGCAGAGGAGCUGGCAGAGAAGCUGCACCUUCAGGCUCCACAGCACUAUCCUGAUGCCAACCACAAACCAGAGAUGGCCAUUGCCCUCACUCCUUUCCAGGGCUUAUGUGGCUUCCGGCCAGUGGAGGAGAUUGUAACCUUUCUGAAGAAGGUGCCUGAAUUCCAGUUUCUGGUUGGAGAUAAUGCAGCAACACAGCUGAAGCAGAGCAUGAACCGUGACUCUCAGGCUGUAGCCUCUGCUCUGCAGAACUGUUUUUCCCACCUGAUGAAGAGUGAGAAGAAGGUGGUGGUGGAGCAGCUCAACCUGUUGGUGAAGCGGAUAUCCCAGCAAGUGGCUGCUGGAAACAACGUGGAGGAUAUCUAUGGUGAGCUUUUGCUGCAGCUGCACCAGCAGUACCCAGGAGAUAUCGGUUGUUUUGCCAUCUACUUCCUGAACCUGCUUACCCUGAAGCCGGGGGAGGCCAUGUUUCUGGGGGCCAAUGUGCCCCAUGCCUACCUGAAAGGAGACUGUGUGGAGUGCAUGGCAUGUUCAGACAACACAGUGCGUGCUGGCCUGACACCCAAGUUCAUCGAUGUGCCCACUCUGUGUGAAAUGCUCAACUAUACUCCCAGCACCAGCAAGGACAGGAUCUUUCUGCCAACACGGAGUCAGGAAGACCCCUACCUCUCCAUCUAUGACCCUCCUGUGCCAGACUUUACCAUUAUGAAGAUGGAGGUCCCUGGCUCCAUGACUGAAUACAAGGUCUUGGCACUAGACUCUGCCAGCAUCCUACUGAUGGUGCAUGGGACAGUGACAGCCAGCACACCCACAGCCCAGACAACAAUCCACCUACAGCGUGGCGGGGUCCUCUUCAUUGGGGCCAAUGAGAGUGUCUCACUGAAGCUUACAGAGCCUAAGGACCUGCUGAUAUUCCGUGCCUGCUGCCUGUUGUAGAGGCUGCAGCCUCCUUAGCUGUCCUCUGCCAGUCACCCCCAAAUCCCAGCCAACUACUUCCUCAGGCCCAGCCCAAGCCCCUUUCCCUUAUCUGGACUCCCCAGGUACUUCCUGGAAGAGUGAGCUUGUAGGUAGUGACACCCAAGUAUGCCUAGGCUGAACCCUCUUCUGUGGGGAGGAGGGACCCAUGUGAGGGGCCUGAGGACUCCUUGUACCUCCUGUCACUCACUGCUUGCCACAUCUGACCUAGGCUCUUGCCAACUCCAAAAGCAGCAGCUCUGCUCUAGCUGUAGUGCUAGGCUAUCUGCGAAACCUGUGACCCAGUAUUAGCAUGUCAGAGCAAGAGACAGGUAAUUUCUAAGGACAGGGUUCUUGCCCCAGGACUGCCCCUUUCCUAGGCUGCAGAGAAGACUAAUGUGACUUAAAUUUCUUGCUCUGUCAAAGCAAUUAAAGGUUGCUUGUGUUGUGGCUGUCGGGUAAAAAUA
Molecule: messenger RNA, 1602 nt
Organism: Otolemur garnettii (small-eared galago)
Lineage: Eukaryota; Metazoa; Chordata; Mammalia; Primates; Galagidae
Gene: MPI
Product: mannose phosphate isomerase
Exons: 7
Coding region: 47-1117 (356 amino acids)
Biological process (GO): carbohydrate metabolic process; GDP-mannose biosynthetic process
Cellular component (GO): cytosol
Molecular function (GO): zinc ion binding; mannose-6-phosphate isomerase activity
Source: RefSeq, a predicted model, not a curated record